Messenger RNA from Petromyzon marinus (sea lamprey), 4701 nucleotides. It is a transcript of the gene ABCB9, whose product is annotated as ATP binding cassette subfamily B member 9. Gene Ontology annotation, cellular component: lysosomal membrane. NCBI's taxonomy places the organism in Eukaryota, Metazoa, Chordata, Hyperoartia, Petromyzontiformes, Petromyzontidae. Gene Ontology annotation, biological process: transmembrane transport; peptide transport. The record is from RefSeq and is a predicted model, not a curated record. Gene Ontology annotation, molecular function: ATP hydrolysis activity; ATP binding; ABC-type peptide transporter activity.
GGGCGCGCGACGACGUUUUCCCAGCUCGCAACGGGCCAAGGUUUGCUCAGUGUACAUGCUCACAUGGCCCGGUUGGAGUGGGUUCUGGCCAGCUGUCUGGUCCUGAUGGCCACAGAUGGCUUGGUCAGCACGGCCGCAUAUACCCGCGGAUUCUCCGUCAACCAGUUCGGGAGAGAUGUGGCGGACCCCAGCCCUGCGCGGGCGCUGCUUGACCUGUGGAUGUCGUGCGUGUUGCGGGUAUUCACCUCGCUGGUGGUGUGCCUGGGGCUAGCGUGUGGGCCCAACCGGACCACACACGUCCUGCGCAGACUUGUGACACUCUACACCGUGCUGUGUUGUGCCAUGCCGAUCUACGCCACUGUGAAGUUGCUCAUUUUCUCUGAAGGGACGCGGGACUUCGACCCGUGGUUCUGGGCACUGUAUGUGUGGACGCUGGUUUCUUCGCUUCUGCUCUAUGGCACGCUGCAACUGGCCGCGGUCCAUGGCGUCGGCUUGCGGUCGUCGUCGAGCGGAAUCCAACGGCGAGGCGACAGGGAGGAGGGAAGUGAGAGAGAGCGGCAGAGGCUGCUGGACGAGCAUGGGAAGGGGGUGGAUGGCAGUGGACUGGAAGGGCAGGAUGUGGGUCGUGGAAGCAAGAAGGCCUCUCGAACCAACGUUCAGCGAUUGUUUUCCCAGUGCAAACCGGAUGCUCUCUAUCUGGCUGGUGCAUUUAUGUUUCUGGUCAUUUGCUCUAUAGGAGAAAUAUUUAUUCCUUACUACACGGGCCAGGUGAUCGAUGGAAUUGUCAUAAAGAAAAGCCAGGCUGCAUUCAGCAAAGCUAUCCUUUAUAUGUCUCUCAUUGCCAUAGCCAGCUCCAUAGCUGCUGGACUGCGAGGUGGCCUAUUCACGCUGACGAUGUCUCGUCUCAACAUCCGCAUUCGCAAUUUGCUCUUCCGUUCGCUCAUCCAUCAGGAGGUGGCCUUUUUUGACACCACCCGCACAGGGGACAUAACGUCACGACUGAACUCGGAUACAACGGUGGUGAGCGACGUCGUGUCUCAAAACGCCAACGUUUUCCUGCGGAGCCUGGUCAAGGCUGGCGGAGUGUGCAUCUUCAUGUUCGGACUCUCCUGGCGGCUCAGUCUGCUCACUCUGCUGGGUCUGCCCAUCGUCACACUUGUCUCCAAGUUCUACGGAGACUUCUAUGAGAAACUGUCCAAGGCGGUGCAGGACUCCUUGGCGGUGGCAAGCGGCGCUGCCGAGGAGACGCUGGCGGCCAUCCGGACGGUGCGGAGCCUGGCCGGCGAGGAGGCCGAGUGCCGUCGCUACCGUGAUGCGCUGCAGCAUACGUACCGCCACAACCGCCGGCAGGCCCUCGCCUACGCCGGGUUCUCGUGCAGCAACAGCUUGACACAGCUGGCCCUGCAGGUGGGCAUCCUGUACUAUGGAGGACACUUGGUGGUGACUGACCGCAUAUCAGGCGCACACCUUAUCUCCUUCAUCCUUUACCAGAUGGAGCUAGGCGCCUGUCUGGAGAACAUGGGUUCGGUGUACACAGGGCUGAUGCAGGCGGUUGGUGCUGCCGGCAAGGUGUUCGAGUACAUGGAACGGGAGCCGCGCAUGCGCACCGAUGGGACCUUGGCACCUGUGCAGUUGGAGGGGCAAGUUUCUUUCAAGGAUGUCACCUUCGCGUACCCAUCAAGGCCUGACGCACCUGUGCUGAAGGGCGUGUCAUUUGAGCUGCAGCCUGGCCUGGUAACGGCACUGGUGGGGCCGUCUGGGAGCGGCAAAUCAUCCUGCGUGCAUCUGCUUCAACGUCUCUAUGAACCUCUGGGCGGCCGCGUGCUGCUCGAUGGCCAGUCAGUGCACAAGUACCAGCACCACUACCUGCACACUAAGGUGGCGCUGGUAGGACAGGAACCCGUGCUCUUCGCACGUUCUCUUCGGGACAACAUUGCUUAUGGCAUGGAAGACUGCCCAGAGAAUGCAGUAAUAUCUGCUUCACAGCAAGCGAAUGCUCACGAAUUUAUCUCUGACCUGCCUCUUGCUUACCAAACAGAGGCUGGGGAAAAAGGAGCCCAGCUGUCGGGCGGGCAGAAGCAGCGCGUGGCGAUAGCGCGUGCACUGGUGCGGGACCCACGCGUCCUCAUCCUGGAUGAGGCCACCAGUGCUCUGGACGCAGAGAGCGAGCACAUGGUGCAGCAAGCUCUGUACAAUGGCGAGUUGCGGGGCCGCACCGUGUUGGUGAUCGCCCACCGGUUGAGCUCUGUGGAGCGUGCCGAUCACAUUGUGGUGCUGGAGCACGGCCGGCUGGUGGAGCAGGGACCUCACGCUCAGCUGAUGCAGCAGGGCGGUUUGUACGCACGCCUCGUGCAUCGCCAGAUGCUGGGGCUGCCCUCCGCCAUUGACCCCAGUGAGAAGGAAGUUGUUGGCCCAGAUGAGGUAAAGAGCGCACACUCGGAUGUGGGUGCUGGAUCACAAAUGGCCAGCAAGUGGAGCACAAGACCAAACCUUUGCCCAGGCACCCCAAUCUUCACUCACGUUCAGACCAAGAGUUUGAAUGGAGCGUCUCGUGCACGGCAUGGCACUUCCGUGGAGGUUGUCACAAUUCCUAUGGGAAAUGGGGAAAGAACACCCGUCUCGCAUUCUCUGUAAGGCUUGGUUUGUUCCUGUGUGCGCAUGCAGGAGAUGCGUUCUUGAAGGCAGUGCCCUGUUUUUUUUAAGUCUACAGUGAGAGGGUUACAAUAUGUUCUUUUUUGUUGAAAGUUAAACGUUUGAUUCGUGCACUGCCUUUCUUUUCAUCAAAGAGAGUAUCCUUUGAUGCUGUACUCAACUCUAUAUUCUUUUACAGUGCUGCUGCAGGUGGUCAGGAAUGGCAGAUGCAAUAUAUAUGUGUGCAAAUGUAGCCGUAUUGUUUAUUGCCCCCCUUGCCAGAGGAAAGAAGGGAUUAUACUUUUAUGCCUGUCCAUUGGCAAGACAAUCCUAAUUAAUGUUUACUCACUGUCCUAAAGCACUGGUGAGCAUAUGCCUGAUUGGAAAUGAUAGUGAAUAUAAGUGGACAAGUGGUAAGUUGGAAGUCUGUUCAGAUUAUUUCACGUAAGUUUUUUUUACCCUUCAUUUUUGUGUUAUGUUUGAAACUUAUUUUUUUGUUUUACAUCCAUUGCUGGUUUGUUCUGUAGUCAUGGUGUGAAGUCAUACAUACUGUAUUGCCCUUAUUACUAUCGCUUGUUUACUUUAGUACAGAGAACAUUACAUGCAGUUUGCAUUAUUUAUUGAGGUAUAACUUAAGUGCAAUAUAUAGUUCUUGUUUGCGUUCAGUAAUUGUAUUCGCAUAAUACGGUUAAACCAUCAUAUAUAAUUCGAUGCUUGUGUUGUAUUUCACUGCAUAUUAAUGUGAUGAUUAGUGUCUGUGGCUGAUGAGACUGCCGUAGCACAGUCAUCAGGGACGCAGUCAUAUUCACGAACCCCCCUGUGCCAGCCAAUCACCAGGCUGGCAGGUACAAGCAAGCUGCGUUUUUGUCAACAUGGAUUCAAUACCAAAAAGCACUACAAUACUUCAAACACCAGAUGAAGCAGAAAAACGGACUGGACUUGCCAGUCAAGUGUAAGGAUCUUUCAAAGCCAUGACCCCUUAAUCAAAGGUCAAAGUAAAAGUACCUUAUUGGAUUUGCCGAGUCAGAAUCCUCGCGUGUUCCUCGCAUGAAUGGCUGUGAUACCGCAGCGGAGACCUUAUGUCAGGUGUGUUUCACUGGACAGAUACACGAGGCAGAGUUACACUGUUGUACAUGGAAGUGCGGAUUCUUUUCAUGUGUCGGAUUACUGUAUGCUGUGAAUUUAAGAUCGUUUCCGCCAGUGUGUAUUUGAGGGUAAUUUAUAUAAUGUACUUUUGCAUUUGUGGGAGCGGUGGUUUUUGCACCAUUCCUGGCCAUGGCUAACAUCUGGGGUCAUUGAUAACGAAAACCUUCACUAUCAAAGUGGUAGAGUAUGGUCAGAGAGCUUCCAUGAUCAAAGUAAGUCCCAACACUUGUUCUCUCGCACGCUCUUAUGAGUCCAGCUCAUCACGAAUGCACACAAAGGUGUGGACGGGCCUUCUUCAAGCAGUGGGUUGACGGAGGGCUGUAAAUACAUAUUUAUUGAUGGCAAGUUUUUCUACGAAAUGAGCAAUAAACCAAUGAAUAUGUCUAAUAUAACGGCGCUCAAACAUCGUAUAUGAAUUUCGCUUACAUCCACCAUCUCAUAUACUGUACUGCAUUUCAUCUUUGUUAACAUGGUUUGGCACAGCUGAUGUAACAAGGUGGGCAACUUUAGCGUGUCUACUUUGUAGUAUGGAGGUCAAGUUACUACUCUCAUAAUCAUCAACAUCUUCAUAAAAAAAACACAUGCUGCACUAUACCUACAAAUUGAAAUAAAAAUGUAAUGGAGAAUUACAUUGUUGAAUCGUGAGUUAUUGAGGGAUGACACGUGAAGUUUAGGAUGCUUACAAUGUCCUGAUGUCGGGCCUGCUUUCGAACACGAGGUUAUGCAAAACUCGGUUGCAUAUUAAUUCACAGUGCUGGGAAAUGUACUAACGUCAUCGGAGUAACCACUCAAGCCCUGUUGUAAUAGCUUCAUACACAUCGCGAACGUACACGAUAUAAUAGCAUGUGUAUUCGCUGUUCAUUUCGGGACAUUUUGUGGUUUAAGUGCAACAACGUGAAAUAAACGCGUGCAAUGCUAAAUUCA